ACAUUAAUAAUUAUUAUGAUUAUAUAUAGCUUCCAAAUAACGCCGAACAAAAAGGAAAAGAAAGACUCAUAUUCGAAAAAAGAUCUUCGUCUUCUCUGCGUCUCCUUUCAGCAGUCUUUGACAUCGUCUUGAUUCAGCCAUGGCUAACGCGGCGUCGGGAAUGGCAGUCCAUGAUGACUGCAAGCUAAGGUUCCUGGAACUGAAGGCGAAGAGGACGCACCGUUUCAUUGUUUACAAGAUCGAGGAGAAGCAGAAGCAAGUGAUUGUUGAGAAAGUUGGUGAGCCUAUUCAAACCUACGAGGACUUUGCUGCGAGCCUCCCAGCUGAAGAGUGCCGAUACGCCAUUUAUGACUUCGACUUUGUCACUGCGGAGAAUUGCCAGAAGAGCAAGAUUUUCUUCAUUGCGUGGUGUCCUGACGUAGCAAAGGUGAGAAGCAAGAUGAUCUAUGCGAGCUCCAAGGACAGGUUCAAGCGUGAGCUUGAUGGAAUUCAAGUGGAGCUUCAAGCGACUGAUCCAACUGAGAUGGAUCUUGAUGUUUUCAAAAGCCGUGUCAAUUAAAAAACAAAUAUUCUCUCUCUCUCUCUCUCUCUCUUUGAAUAAGCUUCUUUGGCUCUUACAGUUUCCUGCGACUGUAUAAAAACAUAACGCCCUUUAUUCUAUCCUUAUCUGGUCUCGUCUUCUGCGUCGUUGUUACCGAACAGUGUUUUCAUCUUAUAUUGAAAGUUAUCCCAACGUUUGUGCUGUU
This is a messenger RNA of Brassica oleracea var. oleracea, 746 nucleotides long. RefSeq names its product actin-depolymerizing factor 4. The coding region runs from base 140 to 559 and encodes 139 amino acids. NCBI's taxonomy places the organism in Eukaryota, Viridiplantae, Streptophyta, Magnoliopsida, Brassicales, Brassicaceae. The record is from RefSeq and is a predicted model, not a curated record. Gene Ontology annotation, molecular function: actin filament binding. Gene Ontology annotation, cellular component: cytoplasm; actin cytoskeleton. The transcript has 3 exons. Gene Ontology annotation, biological process: actin filament depolymerization.